AUGGGCUCAAAACCGAGAGUAAUCACCGUGGCAGCUGCACAGCUGGGGCCCGCCAGGAGUCUCGACACCCCCAGGCAAGAGACACUCGGUCGCAUGGUCGCCCUGCUUGACGAAGCUGCUAAAGCGGGCGUCCGGCUGGUUGUGUACCCCGAGCUUGCAUUCACCAAAUUCUUCCCCUCGCACAUCAUUGAAGAUCCGGACAAGCUCGCCGGAUAUUUCGAGCCCACUUCACAGGCAAAACCCAUGCAGUCAUCAACUCGCCCAACGGCUAAUGAACUUGGCGUCGAUGUCAGCUUUGGAUUUGGAGAGCGUUUCACCUCUGAAGCCGGCAAAGUGACUGAUUUCAAUUCCGCAAUCUACUACUCUGCGACCCAAAGGAGGGGAAUUGCGAAGUAUAGAAAAGUUCAUCUGCCAGGUCGCGUCGACAUCGAUACUCGACGCAAUGUUAUUCAACAACUCGAGAAGCGCUAUUUCACACCAAGCGACCUUGGCUUUCAGGCAUUCCGGGUACCUGAUCUAGUUGACGGCGCGCUGAAGGCAGCAGAUGCUGUUUCAGAACAAAACCCGGAAGGAAAGGGAGACCCGAUUGAGGGCUAUAAUACGACGGCUUAUGCGCCUCAAUGUGGUGGGGACGAAGCAGAGCAAGAAGCUGAGGCUCUCUUUCACCAUCGUCUAUCAUGCCAGAGCGGCAGCUACACCAACGCGUGCUAUAGUAUCAACGUCGCUAAGGCUGGCUGGGAGGACCAUGGAAAGAUGAUUGCCGGGUCCAGCAUUAUCGACCCAAACGGGCACAUCAUCGCAGAGUCAAAUUCAUAUGAAGAUGAGCUGGUCAUUGCUACCAUCGAUCUGGCCAAGUGCAGGAAGGGAAAAGAGAGAGUAUUUGCUUUUGGGAGGGAUAGGAGGAUUGAGCAUUAUUCACUCCUUUCGGAGCAAGCUGGCGUGGAAGAGCCACCUCUGCUUAGCUAG
Molecule: messenger RNA, 966 nt
Organism: Clonostachys rhizophaga
Lineage: Eukaryota; Fungi; Ascomycota; Sordariomycetes; Hypocreales; Bionectriaceae
Source: the annotation of a GenBank genome assembly